GAGAGGGCAUUAACGGCUAUACUAACGGUAGUAGACCAGGAGCAGGCAGUGGUAGGGGCAGACGAACACCAAGUAGUAAACCUCUAUCUAGAACUAGAAGUGCAACUUCUAGUACAAGAAGUAUUCCCUACCGCCUCUUCAAGAACAGCUUUCGUGGAGAUUGCCGACUCUGGGCUACGUCAGAUGGAUUGGAGUUCGAUUUUUCGAAAGCCGCAUCUUCUAUAGCUAAAUCCGCUUUCGCAUCAUGGUCAGAACAAUCUUCCUCACUCGGGUGGACAGGGGUCAAGAUUUGUGCCCCAGGAGACUCCCGGACACGCGCUGUGGAGGGACGGGUGAUCCAGCGGCGACUUGAGCUGAGCGCGAUGCAUCCCUGGCGGCUUGAGGAGAACAAUUACCAGAGACACAGCCACCGACACGGAACCUCGCAAAUAGUUUCUCCGGAGUUCAGUGUUGUAGAAGAAGCCGGCUCAUCAGUAGGGUCAGCGAUAAUGAUGCAGAGCAAGAAGAAGAAGAAGCUUGGUGAAAGUGGCGUGGAGGAGACUCUUAAGUCGAGCAAGGAACAGCAAGCAGUGGCCCAGCUCCCGACAACUGAGGCAGAAGAAGAGCGAACUUUUUUGCGUGAGGCUGUACAGCGGGCAAGCGACUCUUCAUCGUCUACGGUGGAGGAAGAAAGGGGCAAACAGAGGAGCAACUCUUUUACUUAUACUUCCUCAACGGCAACAACUGCUAGUUUGAG
Messenger RNA from Amoebophrya sp. A25, 736 nucleotides. The record is from the annotation of a GenBank genome assembly. Lineage: Eukaryota; Dinophyceae; Syndiniales; Amoebophryaceae.